This is a messenger RNA of Exophiala bonariae, 1998 nucleotides long. RefSeq lists its product as uncharacterized. The record is from RefSeq and is a predicted model, not a curated record. NCBI's taxonomy places the organism in Eukaryota, Fungi, Ascomycota, Eurotiomycetes, Chaetothyriales, Herpotrichiellaceae. The transcript is spliced from 7 exons. The coding region runs from base 1 to 1998 and encodes 665 amino acids.
AUGGGUCCCGCAAUUGCCGAGACGAUGUCGUCGAGUAAUCUCACGUUCAUCAACCUGUCGGGUUCGACGUCGCAGAUGAUCGGGAAGGACAAUGAUACGAAAUCCCGCGUUAGGUCUCAAGUCAUGAAGAAUGUGAGACGGAAGCAGCGUUUGGAGGACCAGAGAAAAUACGAAGAGUCGUUGCGGAGUGUUCGCGAUCAGCGUGGUCAUUCCACGUCUUCAAACGAUCUUGAGGCGAAAAGCGACCAUGAUCCCAACACCAAAACCAGCACCAGCAGUACUUCUAGUACUAGAAGUCGAUCGACAGAAUCCUCCAGAGAGUCCAGCAUUAACGAAGUCUAUGGGCUCAGUGUUGCGUCGAAGAACUCGAUGACUCCUCCGGAGACACUGGGGUUUCCAACGAUGGACAGUACUUGGCUGUUGACACCAGAGAUUACUUCAAAGCCGGAUCAGUUCACUGUCGAUCACCGCCUCCAGCAGCCUGAGAUCCAAAAGGCAGUGAUUGAAACCAGCAGGCGCUUUCUCCCCAUUCCAAUCUUCGGCUCCCAACUUGGCGACUCAGUCUCGUCCGGUCUACCACCGCAAGAGUUCUCCAAACUCGUCUCAACAUUAGAAACAUAUUCCAAAUUCCUCGCCGAGCCACUGACACUUAUGUGCAACUCUCCACCACGGGUCAUGGGCUCGAAGCGGACCGUGCUACAACAAUGCUUUGAGAACCAUGCGUUCGAUGAAUUGAUUCUCUUCACGAUCCGACUGAGUCACCUUGGCCACACCACUGCCAUCAGCUAUCGACCCGAGAAUGUUCCAGUGUGUGUUCGUGCCAAAGCGAAGGCUUUGGCGCAGAUCCAGCAGCAUGUGUCGGUCACGACGGAGAUGCCGCCGAAUGCGCUACUCGGGAGCAUUAUGUUUCUUUUAUCGUUUGAGAUCAUUCGAGGCGGUGAGUCUGUGGCGAUCCAUCUCGAAGGUCUGGCUCGACUCGUCAGUAUGCGUGGAGGACUCGCGGGCCUCCCUGACCCACCAUAUGCACUCGUUCCUGGUCUCAUAGCCUGCGACCUAACCCUCGCCGCCACAACACCACGCAUGACCCCAACCUUCAUGGAAAUGACACCACCCCGCCUGACGGCCCCACAACGAUACGAUUCCAAAACCCUCGACUUCUACCAAAGCUCCCCACUGAUGCGUUUCGAAGACUUCCAGGGCGUGCGACGCCUAUACAAAGGCGUGCCCGACGUUUUCACCGACAUCCUGGAGGACGCAUUCGACGGCACGAAGCGGGUUCUCGGCGCCGAUGAUAUCUGGCCUAAGCUCUCGCCUGGAGAAGCCGGUAUGGACUGGACGGCUGAGUAUGAGACUGGUACACAUGACUUCCGAGAUGCGAGAGUCGAGCUACCCUUCGUGGUUGCCGAGGCGUGCAGUGUGGCUGGAACGAUCUACUACCGCGCGACGAGACGGAGGAUCCCAUUUGAGGAUCCGGUGAACCUGGACGAUAGCAAGCGGCUGGGUGCGUUCUUGAAUAGUGCUAGUCUGGAUGUGUGGCGUGGUAUCCCUUAUAUUUAUCUUUGGGUAAUCCUUACCGGAGCGGCAGCCGCACAAGGUCAUCCCGAACGACAGUAUCUGCUGGCAAGGCUGAUCCAGUUUGGGUUCAGCGUCGGGUUGGAACAGGCAGAGGACUUUAAGCCAGCCAACAACAACAUAUCCUCGACUGUAACCGCAUCGGCGCCUCAGGCAAUAUCACGACGCCUGCGGUCCCAACCCGCCCCUCCGAGCCUCGAACACUUCAUCCAACGGCAGCGAGUCUUGUCACUGUGGCGGACGAUUCUGCGGAGUGUGUACAAGAUCCCCGCCGACCGCCGAAAUGAGACGGUGAGCUAUGCGCGGCGGGAGUUUGAAAGGAACAAAGGCGUCUCGGAUCUCGGGCAAAUACGGUAUUUGAUCUCGACGGGGAAGACCGAGUUUGAUGGCAUGCGACGGUAUAUUGACGAGCUUGCUGCGCGAUGA